ACGCAAGUCUUGAGUUCUUGUAAUGUAUAUGUAUGAAUGUAUAGCUACACGCUACACGGCCGCCAUUCGGCCAUUGUAAAAUUAUGGUGGUUUCACAGUGAGAUCUCCGGUGACUAGAUGAUGAUCUGGAACAAUCACAGUUGAUCCAAUGGAGAACAAAAUGAUAAAGCCACACAAGGUUCUACACCUGCCAAAAGUGAGAAUGCUUAGCCGAAACCGACCACCAAUUCGGAUAACUAAUGUUCAGUCCAUAAAGCCACCUGAUCCAGAGCUGGUUAAGAAACAAGAGGAGGAAAAGCUGAGGAAUAAGGUGCAAAAAGAGAUAGCAUCAAGGAGUAGAACAUGUGGGCACCGUGACUAUGAAUGUUUGCUGCCAGUGGUGUCUGGGAGAGCUUACUGUGCCAGACAUAUACUAGAGGAUACCACGGCUCCAUACAAACAAUGCAUACAUAUUGAUUCUACAGGGGCUCGGUGUGAUAUGCCUGCACCAGCUGAUAAGGAACAGGGGUUAUGUUUCGAGCACGCCCGCGCUGUCCUCCUGAACAGACAACGCAGCACUGCGCCUCCGCCCCCUGUCACCACCUCGGAGACCCUGCUCAACAAGUUGCAGCAUUACGUCAGACCGGAGAGAACGCGUACGACAUCAUGCGCGUCGACCGUGUCUGUGGUCAGCGACCCGGCCGAUCACGAGCCAAGCACGCAUGCUGUGGACCCCUUUAAAGAGAUCGAUGCGACCGCAGUGAACGCCGCGGUGUCGUCCCAGCUGAUGGAGUGCGCCAGCGCCAGCGAGAGUGACUGCGACAGCAUCACCGUGGACGGAAUCAGCGAUCCCUUUGACGAGCUUUCCGACUUUGAGGACGCACCUUGCGAGGAUCGACCGCUGUGGCGAGCCGGAGUUUUCACCGCGGAGGAGGCGGUGUCGGAGGCUCGCGACGUCCUCCGAGCGCUGCAGAGCUCGUACGUGUCGCAGAUGGACCGGCUGAGGGUGUUGCUGCAGACCGCUCGUCUCCAGUACCUGCGGCAGUUGAAGACAGAGAAGGAGACAUACUGCAGCAUCAAUACCCAGCUACGCAGCGGCCCGAUGACGGUGCGGGAACGGCGACAGCUUAGAAAGCUGAAGUCUUACGCGAGCUAUCACCGGAGGCAUGGAGUGGAAGCAGUUCUGGCGCGGAAACUCCACAAAAAACGUGCCAAGGUGAACGAGGUGGUGAGUACCCGCGGCAACCACCUGCUCGGCAAGUGUACGUUCACCGAGGGCGGGGUCAGGUGUCGCACGCAGACCGUGCCCGCGGCUAAGCAUUGCCUCAAGCACAUCUUGCACGAUCGUCACCAGGUGUUGUUCAAAGCGUGCAGCGACCCUCGCGGCGGCGUCGCGUGCCGUGAGCCGGUCGCUCGUCUGCCCGUGGCGUCCAAACUGUGUCGCUAUCACAACGAACCUCCCUCCUACGCCACCUUCACUUUAAAGAAAGAUGAAACAGACAGUGAUGGAGAGACCACAGAGUCCAUAGAGAGUGAUGGAAAAUUACCCGUGGAGACAUCAGUAGACAGUCUGGUGCCCGAUGUCAUGUACGAAUAACAUCCGGACUGGCUGGCCGACAGUCUAUGGAACUUGUGAAGUAAUUGUAACUCAGUGUAUAUUAAGAGUGAUAAUGUGAACCCGGGACUGCAGAGUGUAUUGAAAGUUAAAUUUGUAACCAAAAUUUAUGAAUGAUGCAGUACUCGAACCCGUGUGACCUCUCGGGUUCCGUCCGAGGGCUCUUUCCAACUGAUCCAACCGUUCGAGUACGUAUGGGUCAUAAAUUCUGGUAUAUCUUGUUCAACUCUCAGGUUGUGGCUCCAUCUACAGGAUUGACUUUACAGUUGAUAACCUGGUCAACCCCAAUAAUUGCUUAUUUGCCCAGUUGUAGAUAGAGCUGCAACCUGAGAGCCACCAUUUGUGUUACUUAGAUAUGUGUAGGGUAGAUUAAAAUUAGUGUUUAAUACACACAUUACACCUUCAUGCUAAGAUCAUACUCCUACCUUAGAAGCGUCUCUUGAACUCUGGUCUUCCAGAUGUCCAUGGUGAGUCCCUCACCACUUGCCAUCAUGUGCGCCUCUUGCCUGUUUGUCGUUUGCCUCUUUAUAUAAAAAAAAAUACCGAAAUAUCAAGGUUCCAAAGUGCAGUUUUACCUAAUCCGUGCUACUUCCAUAAUCGCACCACAUGCCAUAAAUUAAAACUUUACGUAAGUAAAGCGUGGAAGGAGCGUCUUUGUGUGGUAUUUCAAGAAUGAUAUGACACAAAGCAAGCACAACCACUAACCUAAAAGGCCGUCUUGAGUAAUUACUCUGGCGUUGCAAUGGUCGGCGGUGAUCACUUAUCAAGUUACCCACAUACUCGAUUAGCUUCCUCUUUGCAAUUAUAUCGAUAAUCGUAAAUGAAGUAAGCUGAUUGAGUGAAAAUGUGUGACAAUAAUGUUGAAUGUGGAAUAGAGGCUCAGAAGAUAAUGUUCCUUGUCAUGUUCAAGCUUCUUGCUUUAUUCGGCUAUUAAUGAUGACGUGAUAACGAUAAUGUAUGUAUUAUAAUUGAUUGGUUCGUAAAGGUUAACUGUCUUAUUCAUAAUGACUUAGCGGAGAUUAAAAACAUUGCUAAUAUACGCUUGUUAAAAAUGGUAUUCAUAAUCGCAUAUUAGAGCGAAAUCGCUAAUUUUCGAUAAAGCUGACGUGACUUAUAGUAGCUAGGACCCUUCUAUCAACCUAUUUUUAGCACUCGAACGCAAAAAAACAUGGCCGACAUCGAUCAGCUGUUCGUUAAAUAAUGUGAUAAAUAGCUUCCCGCUCAAAGCUGUUGGAGAUCCGUCAUAGAUUGACAACCGACAGACUUAUACAAAUGAUUUGAGUUUUCUUUAGUGUUAAUUCCGCCAAUAUUUGUCUUUAAACAAUUCGACACGUGUUUCGACUCUACACGAGGCAUCCUCAGGACGUGUUGUCUCGCCAAAAUCUGGCACGAGACUCUGUCUCGAAAGAAAGAGAAGACUCAAAUUAUUUGUAUAAUUAUGGAUUUCCGCAAAGUAACGCCAACUUCAAUAAAUUAACCGACAGACUCCAACACUUUGAUUUUUGCAGUUUGAAAUUACUUUGACAUCGACUUUUGACAACUGACAAACCAUUGACAUUGAAAAGAGGUCUGUUUCCAUUGACAGUUCCUUUUUUUGUACAAAAUGGAAACAUUGCGUACUAUAGAGACAUAUUAGUUAUGGGAGAUUUAUCUAACGAAUAUGAAUAAGGAAUUUUAUCGAACGUUCGGUAGGCUUAAAACACGUUUUAACUAAUUUAGCUUUAUACCUUCGAAAAGCGUUUUAUUAAGAAUAAGUCAGUAAGUAUAUUAAUUGGAUCCUUUCACAAAUCCGAUUAUGCUAGUCAUUAUUACAGUGUAACACGUAAGAAAUAUUGUGAAAGCAUUAUUGGGCCUUUCACAUCCUGAUAUUGCAUGAAGACAAUUGCAAACCAUCUGAAUGAAAAUCAUUAAUCUUAGGGAGUGUUUAAUUAAAACAAUGAAUCGGAUUAAGUAGCGUUCAGUUAUAUAUGAACAUACAUACAAAAUAAUUAAAAAGAUUAGUAUUAUCAGAUCAAUAAGUAAAAAAUAAUUGAGAGAUUUACAAUAACAAAUAAAGUUUGCCUCGCUGUUGAGAGCACGCGUAAUAAUAACAGAAUUAAUCUUGAAUGUCUUUCUUACAAUGUGUUUCUGUUGUUUUAUGUAUCUGAACUUUCCAAUAACAAUGCCAUAUUAAUUUCUAAGACACAUUUUAUUCCGUAUCGCCAAAAAGUACAGAUUAUUAUUAAAUAAAUUUAAUAUAUUAUUUCAAACAUUUUAAACCCAUGAACAUCCAAAAACAGUGACUUUGAUCCGUCUUUUGAUAUUUAUAAUAGACACAUAUCUUAAUAUAUAUAAAUUACGUGACACGUUGUUUGUCCGCGAUGGACUCCCUAAACUAAUGAACGGAUUUUAAUGGGGGUUACUUCAUGAAGUGCAGUUUGGUCCAACUUGAAAGAUGGGAUAGUUUUUAUUUCGAUUUGCGACCCAUAAUUAUUUUUAUUUUCAAUGUUUCUUUUGUAUGAACAUAUUUUCGAUUAGAUAAUUUUGUGACGCAUGGAUUUGACAGUUCCGCUGUGAAACAAUUUCAUUACAAAAACGGAGCAUUUUUUACGAAAUAAUUCUUGAUGUUUUGAAAUAUUAUUGGCGAAUUCGAGUCCAACGUCUGUCGGGGCAGCUAGUAUAAUAUAUUAUAUACUGUACAACACUAAGUUGCAGAUAGUAAUUCUUCGUCACGCUACCGAUGUAUUCAAUUGGAAAAUUUCUAUAUAAACAAAGAAAACUGCUAUACAAAUUAUCGAUUAAUUUAAUUCAAGUUUGAGUGCUAUAAUUAGUACACAUAGUAGACAUCUAGUUUAUCUAUUGAUAUACGCAGUGCGUGUGGUGUCGCACCAGAAUAGCACCACCCCAUCUCCUCCCGUGGGUGUCGUAAGAGGCGACUAAGGGAUACAAUAAACGGAGGAUGGGCAGCAGCAUACUUCGUUACGAGCACACCAUCUACUGCGAUCGCCAACCCCACCUGCCAAGCAUGGCGAUUAUGGCACUAAACCCCCCAAAAAUACAGACACGAUUAGGACAAAUAACACAAUUUUUCCGUGAGAUAGAUUGAAAUAACAUAUUGUGGUGUCUGUAUGGCUACUAGAAUAUUUUCAAUUUGACUUGCAUUCCCGAUAGUUAGUGGUGAUAUUUUCUAAGUCCAACAGUAAAAUUGUGGCUGUGAACUAUCCCAAGUAAAACCGUAAAAAUGGGAUGAUACUCUUUAAUAUCAAAUUUAAUUAGCGCAAAAAGAAAUGGCACAAAUUUCUGUUUAAAACUUCUCUACGCCUGAAAAUAAUACAAAUUGAACACUUUUUCACAGUUUAAAAAAAUGUAAUUGAAAGUUAGCUGACCAUUUUUAUCAUAGUGUUUGAUAACCUUAUUAAUAGUUCAAAAUUUACAUGUAGUCUGAUUACAAAGUUAGUACAAUAUAAGAUUUCAAUAUCACUUUACAUUUUUAUAUUUCAGUCACUUCUUAAUUUUAACAAAAUAUUCAAAUUUGUUGAAUCAACUUCUCUAGAUAUUAACCAACACCUCCCCAAAAAAAUCUUAUACUACGUUAAAACUACAAUUAAUUUUGGUGAAAUAUGUUCAUCACAUUAAUAUUACACUUAAUUUUAUAUUAUUAAGAGGUUAUUCUACGAUACUUAAUAUUCUUAGGAUUCCAAAACUAAAGCACUUCUCGGUGCUAGGAUAUACAAAAAUGAUUAAUAGUUUCCAUUAUAAAGGUACGUACUAGAAAAAUAUGCUAGAAACUUUAAUAGCCAAUAAUAACUUCUUUUACAGGCUGAAAUAAUAAUUUUGAGCUGUCAUUUAUUACAAAAAGGGACAUAUAACAUAGAGUUAUGAAAUAUUUUCUCUUGCUAGUUAUAUUUCAGGACAGACACAGUCUCCAAUACAUUUGCUAGAAUAUGGAAUAAGCAAUGAUAUACAACAGAUACAAUAAUAAUUAUUACCAGGACAUGAUACGAAGCCGGAUUUAAACAAAACUAUGAUUACUGCGGGAUAUAGCAUUUAAUAUAUAUAUAUUUUUCAAAUAUAGUAUUUCUUUUAUAAUAUCGAAUAUAUAUUUCUAAUAUACAAUGUGUACUUUCCAUAGGUGCAUGAGAAAUAGAAAUAAAAGAACCGAAAGAGUCCAGACUUUCAUGAUGCGUCGGACUGUGUUUAUAACUUACAAUAUAAAUAACUUUAGGUAUCGCAUCCGCACGCAACAGCUUAAAAUAUUUAUUGACGUGUAUAAUUAUGAUAAUAUAGACUUUUAGAACACGCGGGAACAUCUACACUAAUUGGCAUCAACUAAAAAUAUUAAGGAAAUCACAGCACCAUGUAUUGGGACUUGAAAUGUCCUGCUCGUCUUGUCCGUUAAUGUCAUAAAAACAAACGGAUUUUGUUUUUAAACGCGAUGCUUAAGCAAUAACCAAUAUGACGCAAUGAGAUAAAUACUACUUGUAUUUAAUUUUAAUGUUAUGAAAAUAUAAGCAUAGAGUUUUGAAUAGAGGCCUUCUAUUAUUAAUAAAAAUUAUAUGGAUAGCUCAACAAAUAAUAGAGCCGAGUAAUUGGUUGUCCCAAUUUGAUGUACUUCGAAACUAAGACGAAUAAGAACUUGUCGCAAAUUUAGCUCUCAUGGAAUUACUUACAUGAUAAUAUCAGUUGAUUUAGUCUCAUUUUAAUUGUUUAACAAACAAUUUUGAAAGAAUAUGAAUUCUACAAAACGUAAAAAAAAACAUAUUUAGUUCGAUGGCGACACUGUUCUUAAAGCGUGACAUACAGUUCACAUUUUGUCAAAACAUGUCAGCCUGCUAUAUUAUAAUUGCAGAUUAAAUAGAAACAUUAAACAAUUUAAAAAAUACACUUAAAUAUCUUGUAAUACUUUUUUUGUAAAAACUGCUCAGUUAUCUUCUUCAUAUACAUACUAAGCAUCUAAUAAAUGAAUAUUAAAUUGAUUAAUGCACAUUAAUUUAAAACCUAAGUAAUAAUAUAAUAAGUGCAAUCAAUAUGUAUUUUUUAUUUCUAAUCCAAUUGGAAAUGUUUUGAAGAAUGGAUUACUUAUUCUAAGCUUAUAACCUACAAAUAUUUUCAAAGACACUAAAACAUCUAAGAUAUUCCGAUAUGCAAAAUAUGAUUAUUUUUCACAUUAAUACAUUAUGCUAACUCUACCAGACUUUUGAUGGUGAUAAAAAUACACAUGAAAUUAUUCUAAUUAAACAUAAUAUGAUUAAACUUAUAGACUGAUGCAUGAGACAAAUUUAGAUAUAUUUUGAAGUAGAAAAAAAUUAUCGAUGCAAUGCCAAUUAUUAUGCUUGGUUAACAUGAAGUAUCGAUUUUGUCGGUUUCGGUAAGAUUAAAAUGCUUACUGUUUCAAAAUAUAUAUUUGCUUAUCUAUAAAGUUUGACAAUACUGAAAGUUUGAUCCGCAAUAAAGUAUUGUUAAAUAUUCUCGUUGCCAUUUCAAGAACACUAUUGUACACAGAAGCUGUGUUGCUACCAUGUAAACGUAAUCUAUUCUUGCUUCUCAAAUUUAUAUUGUGUAUUUCAGAUGUUCUGACAAAUGUAUCAUGGUUGGUUUGUACAAAUAAAGCUAUUUGAUAAUUAAAUAGUGGGGUCAAAGUAAGAAUUUUAAGUUGAUUUAAGAAUGGUUUACAACUAUCCAUUAUUUUAACAUUACAUCAAUAUUUUAAAGCUCAAAAGAGCUGCAUUCGGUCAAUACCUAACGCAGUUCUUUUGAGCUUUAAAAAUUAUCUCUUUUACGCAUGAGUUUCCCCAGAAAAUUAUAUCGUAUCGUAAGUUGGAUACAACGAAUCCAUGAUAUGCUGUCAGGACAGUUUGACUAUGAGCGACUUUUGAAAUUCUAUUAUAAGAUAGUGAAUGAUGAGUAAAACUUUGUCCGAUUCGCUUCGUAAUUUAAGGAUAUUAAUUUGUAAAUAAAAAAUGCUUAAUUGCGGAUCAAACAGACCGUCAUGUUAUACUUUAUAAAUAAGCAAAUAAAUAUUUUCCAAUA
Molecule: messenger RNA, 7603 nt
Organism: Leptidea sinapis
Lineage: Eukaryota; Metazoa; Arthropoda; Insecta; Lepidoptera; Pieridae
Gene: dgt1
Product: KAT8 regulatory NSL complex subunit 2
Exons: 11
Coding region: 149-1576 (475 amino acids)
Cellular component (GO): NSL complex
Source: RefSeq, a predicted model, not a curated record